GAGCUGGGAAAGAAUAGACCCGCGAUGGAUAAAUGUACGUGGUAGUCUGUGGUUAAAGAGGAGAGGAGGAGCCCUGAGAGCAGAGCCCCAGCUCAGGAGGGUUUGGCAGCUACAAGAAGGUUGAGCUCCACGGACACAGGAAACGGCCUGUGGCUACACUGGAGCCUGAGUGCAGCUUUCCCGAGCUUCGGUGUCUUCUCUGUGGUGAACCAUGGCUUCCGGCACCACGGCCAGCGAGGAGGAGCGCGGCCUCCGGGAAUGCGAGCUCUAUGUCCAGAAGCACAACAUCCAGGCGCUGCUCAAGGACUCCAUCGUGCAGCUGUGCACCGCGCGGCCCGAGAGGCCCAUGGCCUUCCUCAGGGAGUACUUCGAGAAGCUGGAGAAGGAGGAGGCAAAGCAGAUCCAGAACCUGCAGAAAGCAGGCAGCCGUGCAGACUCUCGGGAGGAUGAAAUCUCCCCGCCGCCCCCUAACCCCGUGGUGAAGGGCCGGCGGCGACGCGGGGCCAUCAGCGCUGAGGUCUACACCGAGGAGGAUGCUGCGUCCUAUGUUCGGAAGGUUAUACCGAAAGAUUAUAAGACAAUGGCUGCUUUAGCUAAAGCCAUUGAAAAGAACGUACUGUUUUCACAUCUUGAUGAUAACGAGAGAAGUGACAUUUUUGACGCCAUGUUCCCGGUUUCCUUUAUUGCUGGAGAGACUGUCAUUCAGCAGGGUGACGAAGGGGAUAACUUCUACGUGAUUGACCAAGGAGAGAUGGACGUCUAUGUCAACAAUGAAUGGGCAACCAGCGUUGGGGAAGGAGGGAGCUUCGGGGAGCUUGCUCUGAUUUACGGGACUCCUCGAGCGGCCACUGUCAAGGCCAAGACGAACGUGAAGCUGUGGGGCAUUGACCGGGACAGCUACAGAAGGAUCCUCAUGGGAAGCACGCUGAGAAAGCGGAAGAUGUAUGAGGAGUUUCUUAGUAAAGUGUCUAUUUUAGAAUCUCUGGACAAGUGGGAGCGUCUCACGGUAGCCGAUGCGUUGGAACCAGUCCAGUUUGAAGACGGGCAGAAGAUUGUGGUGCAGGGGGAGCCGGGUGAUGAGUUCUUCAUUAUCUUGGAGGGCUCGGCCGCGGUGCUGCAGCGGCGCUCAGAGAACGAGGAGUUUGUGGAGGUGGGAAGGCUGGGCCCUUCGGACUACUUCGGCGAGAUCGCUCUGCUGAUGAACCGGCCCCGUGCAGCCACCGUGGUAGCCCGCGGCCCACUGAAGUGCGUCAAGCUGGACCGGCCGCGGUUCGAGCGUGUCCUCGGCCCGUGCUCCGACAUCCUCAAGCGCAACAUCCAGCAGUACAACAGCUUCGUGUCCCUGUCUGUGUGAGGCCCGCCCCGGCCCCGCGCAGCGCCCGCCGCCCCUGGCACCGCAGCUUCCUGUCGGCUUCUGUUCAAGUUGCUUUUGUGGCACCGUUUUUAUUUUGGCGCAUUACUGAGUGCUCACACAGCUAAAUAAAUAGAAGAGUUCUCUGAA
Messenger RNA from Budorcas taxicolor (takin), 1501 nucleotides. RefSeq names its product protein kinase cAMP-dependent type I regulatory subunit alpha (gene PRKAR1A). The transcript has 12 exons. The record is from RefSeq and is a predicted model, not a curated record. Gene Ontology annotation, cellular component: cAMP-dependent protein kinase complex. Gene Ontology annotation, biological process: regulation of protein phosphorylation. The coding region runs from base 212 to 1354 and encodes 380 amino acids. Gene Ontology annotation, molecular function: cAMP-dependent protein kinase regulator activity. NCBI's taxonomy places the organism in Eukaryota, Metazoa, Chordata, Mammalia, Artiodactyla, Bovidae.